AUGUCGCUGCCGUGCGGUGCAAGAAGUUCGGGCAAGAUCUUUUGCAUGCACAAAGCGCCCAGUGUUGAUUUUUCCGACAUGAGUGUGUUCUACGCAGAAGAGGGAGCCGUUUGCUCUGCUACGCUGAUGUCGGAGCCGGCCUUGUCCCCUGCAGGGCAUGUGAUGCAAGUGGCCCGUGACGGGCAAGGCAAUCUGCUGCGGCUGAUGUUUCACGGGCAGCUGCCCAUGCACGGGGAAGCUAAUGAUAUGCUGGCGGAGUUGGCGCGGGCCAAGUUCUCAAGAGGGACGAAAGUCAGCAUCAUGGAGCCUCUGCUCCAGAUCAGCCCAGAGGGGCUCCUGGGCAUCGAGAUCGGCCCCGGGGAGGCGCGGCUGUCCGGCCCGGGUCCGGGACUCGCCGAUGCUCGAAGUCUCGGCAACAAGGCUGUGACAUCUCAGCUGUAUGCCCUCGCCGCCGAGUUCUAUUGCCUCGGGCUUCAGAGCCCUGAGACUGAAACUCUUGCCACUUUACUUUCGAAUCGCUGCCAGGCGCUUCUAAAGAUGCGAGACUACGACGCCGCCGUGGCAGAUGCAGCUUUGGCCCUACAGCUUCGAGUGCACGAUGCCAAGGCCUGGUCUCGUUACGUUAUGGCUGCCGGAGGCCUCGCCGCUCUGUCUGUGGCCGGCCGAGCCGAGGAAUUCUCCGCCGGCCCGGAAAAGGCGGAGCUCACCGAGGUGCUGGUGGAGGAUUGGAGACUCGUCACAUGUCGGGCUGCUUCCUGUUCCACAGCCUUCGCUGCCGCAGGUCCGGGUGCCGUUCCAGCGGCUCCCAAUGCAGUGGCCGCAAAGCGAGCAAUUGAAGUCGCCAAGGAGGCCGCGAAUGCCGAGUACAACAAGCAGAACUACAGCGCGGCCGUAGAAGGUUACACGAAGGCGACGGCCUCUGAUCCUUGCCUGGCCGAUGUGGCGGCAAUCUUCAGCAAUCUGGCGCACUGCAGGCUCUGCUUGGGCCAGCCGCACUGUGCUAUUGCUUCAGCGGUCUCCUGCCUUCGGCUCAGACCCUCAUGGGCAGUUGCCGUCAAGGCCGUCCAUCGACUGGCCGCUGCAUUAGCCAGCACAGGCGAGCACGAUGCAGCUCGGCAAGUGAUCCGUGCGUUUGACAGCGCAGUGGUUGACGAUGUACCGGAGACGGUUCGGAAGUCGUGCGCAGACCUUUGCAGCAAGCUGGACCGACAUGCAGAGACGCUUGCCGAGCUGACGGCAAGCCAAGGCAAGCCAGGCCUCUGGGAAAGCCUGCUGGAGGGCCUUCUGCCCGGAAGUGAGUGGUGUUCCGGGGUUUUGGAAGCAAGCGGCGGCCGACUGCGUGUUAGGAGCCCCACUCCUCGAGGGAGCCUGGUUUUGCUCCUUAGGCCGCUGGGUGGCCUUGCAGAGGGAAGCGACAGCUGGAGCCAGGGAGAGCUGGCGAGACGCCGGAUUCGCUCCGAUGGCUGGGGUCUGCAUGAGAGGCUCUCCGGCCUCUGCAACACGGACGUUGCAGCCAAAGAAGUUGCACUUUUGAUCACAGGGGCGCUCGGCAGGGUCGCCGAUCCACGUGAGCUGAUGCUCGGUAGUCCUCGAGCCCAGCUGCUGCCACUGCUGGGUCAGCGACUGGAGUCGUUCUUUCGAUCUUUUGGCACCUUGUCCCCCAGCCUCCUGGGCUGUCUUCUCGAGGAGCACCGCGUGACACUGCAGCUACCCAACCCUCCGGGUGCCGCGAGCUCCGGAGGCAUUUUUCCCACGCUGGCCCUGAUCCCCGAAGCCAAUGCGGAUGCAACGGCGAACUGCGAGCUGCGAUUCAAGCAAGGUGCGUUGACAGUCCUGGCAUCUGAAGAGUUGGAGCCUGGCAAAGAGCUGCGGAUCGAAACGAGAGACGAAGUGGAUGCUCUCACCUCGCAGUAUGCCGCCGGUCUCCGGGACUUUCAGGCCGCCCGAGCCGAGAUGGAGAAGCUUUCCUCGGAAGCGCACGCGCCAACGCCUGCAGCCUUGGCGGCGGUGAGGCCUUACUUCGAGGCCGAGGAUGAACAUCGCGAGCAGCUUGCUGAAGAGGAGUUGCAGGAAGAGAAGCUGCGACAGAACGUGGCCCAGGCUAAGCUUCGUUAUCACAGCGAGCUGCGAAGCCUGGAGGCCUUGAGCAAUCAGGCUCAUCUGCGACGUGCGUCCAGCGGCUAUGUUGAUGCUGUCAGUCGCACUGCCAGUGGCGCAGAGAAUCCUGCGAUGGAGAGGACGGCCUCGCAGUCGUCAGCGCGCCGCACCCCAGUCCAGACUCCGGAGCAAAGGCCCGCUGCAACCUUUGGCCGCUCCCUGCGCAAAAGCCCGCUGGAGGGCCAGAGGCAUCACAAGGAUCCAAGCGCUGGGACCACAAAGCAGCUCGAAGGAUGUUCUGGAAGAGCUGCCGAUGGCGGCGAUGCAACAGAGGGAUCAUCAAAGCCACGGGACCGAAUCGAGCCGGUGAAAGAGUUGCAGCCCAUUCGCAGAGCACAGGGUGUUUUGGAUUUCCUCGAAGCUCCGGCGAGGUACUGGUUUCUAGUGCUCUUUACCUGGCUAGUGUUUCUCUGGCGAUUUGUGGAGCUGGAGCAGUAUGCCAUCCAGUCCCCGGUCAAGGGAGUUGCAACAAUGCUGCCGUUUGCAUCCGGUCUAUCCGCAACAGAAGCCUCUGUGGCCAUGGAUGCAGACAGGAGCAAACCCUUCUGCACGCAGCCCUCAGGGUUUGGCUACACCUUCCAUGACGGAGGGCAAAGCUUCAACUACACUGACAUUCACUGCACGCACCUGUGCCACGAAGCCAGUGGAAUGGACAAGGCCUGCAUGAACGAGGCAGAGAUGAGUAUGGACUCACCAUCUGGAACAUUCAUCCCUACGUUCUUCUCGGACCUCAUGAUGCACAACUUGCACGACGUUGCAGAUCCCAGUUACUACUACGUUCCUGGCAUCGAGAGCAUGAAGCUGACCUUCAGUCACAACUACUAUGCGGUCCGCCCAGAUGACCUCAUCGCAGGGCCUAGGGAGACGCUGGUUGGCAGCAGCGACGGCGCUACAACUUCAGGUGCCCCCGUAACGACUGUGGUCAUGAACCACUCCGGCUCUAUCCUCCGUCGCUUCGAGCCCGGUGAGUUGAUCAGCCUCACGGUCGCCGAGGUGCUCAUGGCCGGCAAGGCAGAAGAGUUUGGAGAUGACGACUCCAGGCUACUGCUGGAUGGCCGCUACUACAACUUCGAAGAGAGAGUGAUGCGCGAGGAUUCGGCGAACGGCCCGCAGGGGCCACCGCUGCGGUUAACUGGUGCAGACAUCACCAUCAAGAUCUCCUACACCAACAAGGGGUACUGCCGCAUGGAGAAGGAUUCCCCCAGGCUUUGGGUGCCAAAUACUCCCAAUUCACAAGUCGCCUGCGUCACCGUCCGAGCCAAGAGGGGGUGGACGCAGAAGGAUCGCAAUGCAGUCUUCAACGAAGAUGGGGCCUUCUGGACAAGAACCUACCAUGGCCUCAAGAUCUCCUUCGAGAGCAGCGGGGUCUUCUCCUCCUUCGACUCAUUUGCACUCUUCGAGAGUCUGACCAUCCUCUUCAUAUGGCUGCAGGUUCCGUCGCUAAUCAUCUACGUCAUGGCUGCGUUCAUGCUUGGCACCCUCUCCAAGGUCUAUUCCAGUGUGAUGCACCAAGAAGGCGGUCUCAUCGGCACCACAGCAGGCAUUGCGGCGCGUCUGCUGAAUUAUAGCUCAACGUACAACGACCUGCGUGAUGACCAGGGUGUGACGAAGCAGCGAAUGUUGCGGCGCUUCAACUACAUCCUGGCGCACGAAGAAGACUUGGACGCAAACGAGCGUGAAAAGUUCGUGGAUUUCGUCUACAAAAGCAUCCUGUCAACCGGUGGCAUGGAUGCGAAGACAUCCCACUGCGACAUGCUCUCUUUCUGCACGGCCUGCGCCAGUGGUGAGCCUCUGAGCUUCGAGAUCCUGCAAGCCUUCUUCAAUCGCAAGAAGAGGGUCGGCCUUGUCGAAAGGGUCUUCCAGGAUCGAAGCAUCUCCGCCAUUCAGAGUGUCACAGAGUCUCAGCUCAACAUCAAGGAUGCAGGCGACGACGAACCCCUGAAGGAUGCGGCUGCACCAUUUGGUGGCCCUGCAAGCCAGUCGGGCAGCGGGUCUCGGCUCGGGGAAAUCUUCGCCGAAAACACCAGAAUGCAAGAGCGCUGUGCCGAAGUCACGGAGAGCUUGAAAGAGACAUUGAAAGCGGCAUCCUCCGUGACUGAAGAGGAUGCGACCACCAGACUGGAGAUCUACCGCCACGAGGUUCAGAGGAUCGGAAAAUCAACCAAGAUGUCAGCGCAGACUCUGGCGGACGGAAGCGUGUACGAAGGGGAGUGGGUUGGUCCUGUCAGGCACGGCAGAGGCGUGCUGAAGCUCCCGGACGGCUCAUCGUACUCUGGUCAGUUCGAGCAUGGUGUCGUGCAUGGCUUCGCGGCAUAUACCUUACCCACCGGUGCCAAGUACGAGGGUGAGUGGCGGCUAGGAAAGCAGGACGGAGAAGGCCGGGAGAUAACGGCGGAGGGCGCCAUCUACCAAGGCCAGUACAAAGAUGGCAAGAAGGAAGGGCAUGCCAGCAUCUCCUAUCCGGACGGCUCCAACUUCGAGGGACAGGUUUCUGACGGCAAGCUGCACGGCAAGGGCAAGUACGUGUGGAGCAAUGGCCACUGUUACGAAGGUGACUGGCAAGAUGACAUGAUGCACGGUGAUGGCGUCUACACUUGGCCAACUGGAGUGAAGUUCGUCGGGCAGUAUCAGAACAACUUGAAGCAUGGUACAGGCGUUGUACACUUUCCCGACGGCCGGAUGGUGGAGGGCACGUACGAGGCAGGCACGCGGCAAAGCACCAGCGGCUGA
Molecule: messenger RNA, 4887 nt
Organism: Symbiodinium sp. CCMP2456
Lineage: Eukaryota; Dinophyceae; Suessiales; Symbiodiniaceae
Source: the annotation of a GenBank genome assembly